Molecule: messenger RNA, 602 nt
Organism: Drosophila obscura
Lineage: Eukaryota; Metazoa; Arthropoda; Insecta; Diptera; Drosophilidae
Exons: 3
Coding region: 180-602 (140 amino acids)
Source: RefSeq, a predicted model, not a curated record
UUGUGUAUCCAAAUCAUUGCCAAAACCAUCGUGUCGGCCGCGCAAUACCCUCACCGCCUGUUGCUGAUCGUGGCUGCUACCCUGCCGCCAUACCUGCUGCUUCACCGUUGCUGCUACCCUGCCUAUACUUGCUGUUUCACCGCCAUACACAGACCCCGUAGCUGCAACCUAGAAGAUCUAUGGCCCCUUGUGAUUGCACGGACUGCAAGAGGAAAGUGGCAGCUGGACUUAAAGAUCCGAACGCAGAGCCUGAGGUUCGUUGGGCGCCGAGGAUAUCCCCAGAUCGUCCAUUGCGACAACGGGACGAAUUUCGUCGGAGCGAGCCGCCACCUCAGCGCUCUGCAGAAGGCGCUCGAGGACGGGGCGGACGCAGUUCGCGAAUUCGCGUCAAGAAAAGUAUGCGAAUUUGCGUUCAUACCGCCUCGAGCGCCGCACAUGGGAGGACUCUGGGAGGCAGGUGUCAAGUCUGCGAAGAGCCUACUCCUACGGGCGGUAGGCAGCGCGCUCUUGACCGCCGAAGAGCUCGCCACAGAGUGGCUCCUCGGGAGGGUGAUCGCCACGCACGCCGGGGAGGACGGCAUGGUCAGGGUCGUCGACCUUAG